Messenger RNA from Pyrgilauda ruficollis (rufous-necked snowfinch), 977 nucleotides. Its product is annotated as homeobox protein CDX-1-like. The transcript has 3 exons. The record is from RefSeq and is a predicted model, not a curated record. NCBI's taxonomy places the organism in Eukaryota, Metazoa, Chordata, Aves, Passeriformes, Passeridae. Gene Ontology annotation, biological process: cell differentiation; regulation of transcription by RNA polymerase II; animal organ morphogenesis. Gene Ontology annotation, cellular component: nucleus. Bases 147 to 977 code for a protein of 276 amino acids. Gene Ontology annotation, molecular function: RNA polymerase II transcription regulatory region sequence-specific DNA binding; DNA-binding transcription factor activity, RNA polymerase II-specific.
GUAAAGGGACAUCAGGGCUAGCAGGAGUCAUUUAUAGAGCCAGGCUGGGCUAGAAAAGAGAGAAAGAAAGAGGAGGGGAAGGGAGAUCAAACAAACCCUGCGAGGAGCAGGAUGUCCCAGCAAGACAAAGGCAGGCUGUGAGCAUCAUGUACGUGAGCUAUCUGUUGGAUAAAGACACCAGCAUGUAUCCGGGAUCUGCAAGGUGCACCAGCAACACCCUGCCCGUGCAGAACUUCGUGUCUGCUCCAGCCUACUCCGAGUACAUGGGAUACCACCCUGUGCCAGCCCUGGACAGCCACGGGCAGCCGGCCUGGGGCUCCCACUACGGCCCCCAGCGCGAGGACUGGAGCGCCUACGGCCCAGGCCCUUCCAGCGCCGGGCCCGCUGCCCACAUCAAUGGCUCGUCCCCUGGCCAGGGCUCCUACAGCUCUGCUGAUUACAGCUCCCUGCACCCCGCUGCUGCUGCGGCCUUACCUCCUGUAGAUACCAUUAAUGCCCAGCAAAUCUCUCCCAACAGCCAAAGGCACAGCUCUUAUGAGUGGAUGAGGAAAACGGUGCAAUCCACUUCCACAGGUAAAACAAGAACGAGAGAGAAGUACCGAGUGGUUUACACAGAUCAUCAGAGAUUAGAAUUAGAGAAGGAGUUUCAUUACAACAGAUACAUUACAAUCAGGAGGAAGUCUGAACUUGCUGCAAACCUAAGACUUUCCGAGAGACAGGUGAAAAUCUGGUUCCAGAAUCGCCGAGCCAAAGAGAGAAAAUUAAUGAAGAAGAAAAUGACUCACUUUGACGGCAGCAGCAGCCUGGGCUCUCUGCAGAGUGACUCCGGCUCGGUGAGCCCGAUGCCGGGCCCCGAGGCACAGACCCACUCGGACCUGCCCGGCUCCCUGUUCCCCGCGCCGCCGCCGCCCGCCGCUCUGGCCAUGGGCGGCUUGCAGCACGGAGGGACCCUGCCGCAGGUGGUGGCCUCGCAGUGA